AUGGCUCCGAGGGGACCCCACCCCACAAUCCUGCUGCCCCUUCUCCUCCUGGCCGCCAGCCUGGCCCAGCUCAGUGAAGGCGCCAGCUACUCGCAGUUCUUGAACCAACACAUCGACCUUCCCAAGAGCAGCACCUCCAGUGACCAGAACUACUGUGAACUCAUGAUGCAGCGCCGGAGCCUGACCCGCCCUUUCUGCAUAACCAGCAACACCUUCAUCCAAGCCCCCACCAACCAAGUCCAGGGCGUUUGCAGCAGUGGAAGGAAACGGAUCCGCGACGUCUACAACAGUAUCACACGCUUCCACGUUGCCACAUGCCAGCUGACAUCCAUUUCCCCACUAGGGCUAUCUACAAGGCUAGAGUCUGGACCCGCAGCAUCUAUGUGA
Molecule: messenger RNA, 387 nt
Organism: Malaclemys terrapin pileata
Lineage: Eukaryota; Metazoa; Chordata; Testudines; Emydidae
Product: ribonuclease-like
Exons: 1
Coding region: 1-387 (128 amino acids)
Molecular function (GO): nucleic acid binding
Source: RefSeq, a predicted model, not a curated record